Messenger RNA from Thrips palmi, 1923 nucleotides. RefSeq lists its product as uncharacterized. The transcript is spliced from 4 exons. Bases 1 to 1923 code for a protein of 640 amino acids. Lineage: Eukaryota; Metazoa; Arthropoda; Insecta; Thysanoptera; Thripidae. The record is from RefSeq and is a predicted model, not a curated record.
AUGCGACACAACUCCAUCACCGCCAACUGUGACGCCACCAACACCAACUGUGACGCCUUCGACACCCACACGACUCCGCCAACAGAAACACCACCCACAGAGACUCCGCCAACUGAAACACCACCCACAGAGACUCCGCCAACUGAAACACCACCCACAGAGACUCCGCCAACUGAAACACCACCCACAGAGACUCCGCCAACUGAAACACCACCCACAGAGACUCCGCCAACUGAAACACCACCCACAGAGACUCCGCCAACAUCAUCUCAGACGCCAUCUCUGCCGACUGAAACACCGCCCACGCCCUCUGGAACACCUUCGCCGCCUACACCAACUCCAUCUACGUCUCCAGCAACGGAGACGCCAUGCGACACAACUCCAUCACCGCCAAGUGUGACGCCAUCAACACCAUCUGUGACGCCUUCGACACCCACAGCGACUCCCUCAACUGAAACACCACCCACAGAGACUCCGCCAACUGAAACACCACCCACAGAGACUCCGCCAACUGAAACGCCACCCACAGAGACUCCGCCAACUGAAACACCACCCACAGAGACUCCGCCAACUGCAACGCCGCCCACAGAGACUACGCCAACACCUACUCAGACUCCGUCCCCUCCCACGGACACGACCUCGCCACCUACCACCACGAUCACAGAUACUCCAACCCACAAGACCAACAACGUGUCCAACCUCUGCAGUGACUACUCCGAGACCCACUACCCUGUCGUCAACAACAUUGAUACCCACGACGGUAACUACCCCGAGGCCAACGACUCUUCCGCCCACGACAGUGACUACUCCGAGACCUACGACGUGUCCACCCACGACAGUGACUACUCCGAGACCAACGACUCUACCACCCACGACAGUGACUUCUCGAAGACCUACGACGUGUCCAACCACAACAGUGACUACUCCGAGACCUACGACUCUCCCUCCUACGACAGUGACUACUCCGAGACCAACGACUCUACCACCCACGACAGUGACUACUUCGAGACCUACGACUUGUCCAACCACAACAGUGACUACUCCGAGACCUACGACUCUCCCUCCUACGACAGUGACUUCUCCGAGACCAACGACUCUCCCUCCCACGACGGUUACUACUCCAAGACCUACGACCAGCCCUCCUACGACAGUGACUUCUCCGAGACCAACGACUCUCCCACCCACGACAGUGACUACUCCGAGACCUACGACUUUGACCACUCCGAGACCAACGACUCUUCCACCCACGACGGUUACUACUCCGAGACCUACGACUCUUCCACCCACGACGGUUACUACUCCGAGACCUACGACUCUUCCACCCACGACAGUGACUACUCCGAGACCUACGACUUGUCCACCCACGACAGUGACCACUCCGAGACCAACGACUCUCCCACCCACGACGGUUACUACUCCGAGACCUACGACUCUUCCACCCACGACAGUUACUACUCCGAGACCUACGACUCUUCCACCCACGACAGUGACCACUCCGAGACCAACGACUCUCCCACCCACGACGGUUACUACUCCGAGACCUACGACUCUUCCACCCACGACAGUUACUACUCCGAGACCUACGACUCUUCCACCCACGACAGUGACUACUCCGAGACCCACGACUCUCCCGCCCACGACUUUGCGACCUACGACGGUAACUACCCAAAGGCCUACCACCAUCUUGACUACUACUUUGUGCCCCUCUACCGUGUCGUCCACAACUUUGAGACCUACGACGGUAACUACCCCAAGACCCACGACGCUUCCACCCACGACAGUGACUUCUCCAUGCCCAACCACCCUUUCGUCCACGACGGUUACUACUCAAAAGCCCACUACAAUCUUAACAACAACACUGUGCCCUGCCACCCUUUCGUCUACAACUAUGAAACCCACGACGAUAACUACUCAAAAACCUAG